Hyla sarda is the source of this 726-nucleotide messenger RNA. Its product is annotated as mitotic spindle assembly checkpoint protein MAD1-like. NCBI's taxonomy places the organism in Eukaryota, Metazoa, Chordata, Amphibia, Anura, Hylidae. Gene Ontology annotation, biological process: mitotic spindle assembly checkpoint signaling; attachment of mitotic spindle microtubules to kinetochore. Gene Ontology annotation, cellular component: kinetochore; nuclear envelope; mitotic spindle. The record is from RefSeq and is a predicted model, not a curated record. The transcript is spliced from 5 exons. The annotation marks the transcript as partial.
ACAUACGGUGCGGUAUCCUCUCGCGAGAGUUGGUUAGCAGUCGCAGCAGCUCUGAGCGGGACUCUUCAGUUCCCCCUGUAGCCGGGCAGUGUGUACGGGAGGCGGCCUUUUUGAAAAAACAGUCAAGAUGGAUGAAAUGGAAGACAACACCACCGUCCUGUCUACGCUCCGGUCUUUUAAUAAAUUCCUCUCCCAGCCGUUUGAGGGUACUCCCCCCAGCGCCAAUACCUCCAACACAAGCGGAGCUUCUUUACAGAUGCAGUUUCAACAAAGAUUCCUGCUGGAGGACCAGGCUGCACAGAUUCGCUCAAAGUCACAAUUUAUUCAGGUGGAAAGAGAGAAGAUUCAGAUGGAGCUGAGCCAUAAGCGGGCCCGUAUUGAACUGGAAAAGGAAGCCAGUACUAAUGCCAUGAACUAUGAGCGGGAAGCGGACAGAAACCAAGAUCUGCUUACGCGCAUCAAAGCUCUAGAGGAGAAGGAAAUGGAAUUUCAAAGUAAACUCCAGGAGCAGACUGAAAUGUAUAAGUCCUCUAAGAAGACAAUAGAAUUGCAGAGCAAGAAACUCAUUGAAAAAGAGAACAAACUCGCUGAGGCCAAUGAGGCUAUCAGUGUGUUAAAGGGGAAAGUAUCUGAACUCCAGUUGAAGGUCAUGAAUCAAGAAAUGCAAAUAAAAACUCAGGAAACCGAGAAGCAGGAGCUGAACGAACAGCUGGAAAUUCUGCGCAA